Messenger RNA from Cladophialophora immunda, 3668 nucleotides. RefSeq lists its product as uncharacterized. The transcript is spliced from 3 exons. Gene Ontology annotation, biological process: cytoskeleton organization; small GTPase-mediated signal transduction. Gene Ontology annotation, molecular function: GTPase activator activity. NCBI's taxonomy places the organism in Eukaryota, Fungi, Ascomycota, Eurotiomycetes, Chaetothyriales, Herpotrichiellaceae. Gene Ontology annotation, cellular component: cytoplasm; division septum; plasma membrane. The coding region runs from base 332 to 3238 and encodes 968 amino acids. The record is from RefSeq and is a predicted model, not a curated record.
CCUAAGUGCAAUGAAUUUAUUGCAGUCGCUCAACAAUACGCUUACCAUGUCCCUUAGCUGUCCUUAGAUCCCUCCAUCACCUCUGAUUCUUCCCUUUACGACGGUGGUAGCAUUCUCCGGUCUCAGGCGCGCUCGCGGUCCCGUUGUACAAACCGCGUAACUACACAUCCUCCCCAGCUGGUGGGCUUCCGCCGUCCGCACCUACGAUCAAUUCAGCGCACCUGCGCCUGCGCCUCACAAGACUGUUUCUGUGGGAAUUUACCAGCGUGAAGCGACGUCUUUCUUCUGAGCAAGCGAUUGAUUGGAUUCCUUCGAGCGUCAAUCAUCACAGAUGGGGUCCGAGAAUCCUCCCGCUGGGAGGCCAAAGGUGCCCGGCUUCACGGAUUCAUUCUGGUCCGCCGACUAUGCUGGAGGGUUGGGGGUACUCUUUCAGAAGCUUCAACAGGGCGUGGUGGAGAACCAGCAAGUGCUCACAAUUGCGAGCAUGAGAGCAGAUGCAGAAGAAAUGUAUAGCGACCGCCUGGGAGAUAUCGCCCCGAGCAUUGAUCGGAUGACGGGCGGGUUUGCAAGAGACGAUGGUGCGAGUACAAGAAAGGCAUACGAGGGCGUCCGAGGCGAGAUGGUCGAGGCCUCCAAAAACCACCGCAAAAUCGCUGACAACAUCCGCGAACUCGUCGUAAACCCCUUCUCGCGAUGGUGCGAUUCACACGCUACACGGAUACAAAAUUCGCAGGACGACCUACAGGCGAAGAUCAAAGCCCACGAUAAGCAAGCAGAAGUGGUCAAGAAGUUAAGAAGCCAGUACUUCAACAAGUGCAGAUUGGUCGAGGAUCUCGAAGAAGAAAACAAGAUGGCAUUCGCCGGGCCAGCUAAGGAGAGUCCUAAGCCACAGAGUCCACCGCCGCCCAAGAUUGUCCUUCCAGAAGAUGAAAUCGAAGACUUACCGGUCGAGAUUGGUGACGAAACUUACCCGCCCGAAAAGCUGAAGUCGCUUCUUACCGAUAUGCUCGAGAAGAUUCCCCUAGGCGAACACAAGGUCCCUAUACUCGGCGUGUAUCAAAAUGUCUCCGCAGGCACGGAUAUCACCGAUUACAUCCAGAAAUACAUGAAGGCAUCGAGCGUCGGGUACGCAGAGAAGAUUGGACAAGAUCUGAUUGAUCGUGGAUUCUUGCGUCUGAUAGGAAACAUGGGCAACACAUUCGCCAAUAGUUCCAGAAUGAAAUAUCAGUGGAAGCCGCGGACUUUCCAAAUAACGGGUGUGCCUGAGAGGAGGAAGCCGUUGAGCAGAUCGACGACAGGGGCGUCGGCAGAUGGACUCUUGGAGUCGCCAACGGUUGGAAAUAUCACCGAGACCUUGCAGAGCUGGAAUCCCUUGAACAACCCGUUUCCCAAUGAGACGCAGGCUGAUCGGCUGAAGCGUGAGGCUCGAGAAGCGGACGAGAAAUACAAAGCCUCCGUUCGGAGACUGGAUCUGUUGAGAUGUAACCUCGAAGAAUCGAUGAUGGAUCAUCUCAAAUUCCUCGAGCGAUGCGAAACAGAUCGUCUGAAAGCCAUCAAGUCUGUGAUCCUGGACUUUUCGGGCGCCAUCAGCAAUAGUAUACCAUCUUUCCAGAGCCAGGUUGACCACAUGAUGCUAUACCAGGAAACUAUCCAGCCGUUGGGAGACUUGCGAUAUCUGCUUGAGAAUUACCGAACAGGCGCAUUCGUCCCCAAAGUCACACCGUACGAAAAUUACUACGGAAGCGUGGACGACCAGACCUUUGGGGUUGACUUGGAAGCCCGAGCGCGAGCGGAUCGGAAGAGAGUGCCUAUCAUUGUCACUUCCAUACUAACAUUCCUCGAUAAUCAUUACCCCGAUUUGGAGGGAGACGAAGCCAGACGGAAUAUAUGGCUUGUGGAUGUUCCUCUGGCAGCUACCCACCACCUGCGCAAUCAAGUCAACAAUGGCGCGCCAGUGGCCCGAGAGAUCCUCGAGAAAUAUGAGAUGCCUAUCAUCGCGAGUGUAUUGAAGUUGUACCUUCUUGAGUUGCCAGAUUCCCUUGUCUCUUCUCAAGUGUACGAGAUCAUCAAGACGAUCUACGCGACGACAUCCGAUGCAAUUCCAAACCCAAUCUCAACCGACUCUGUCGACGCCUUGCCGAGGAUAAAGGUCUUACAAUCUACCCUUGGUCAACUUCGUCUCAACAAUAUUGCCACUCUCGACGCCAUAGCGACACAUUUCACCCGUCUAAUUGACCUGACGUCCGCGGACGAAGCGUAUGUUUCAGCACUUGCCAACGUCCUAGCUCCAUGUAUCUUACGCCCACGGACCGAGAAUUCCCUGACACUAGAAGAGCGCCAUGCAUAUCGCCUGAUCCGUGACCUAUUCGACCAUAAAGAAGCGAUCUUCGGUGAACUCAAGCGGCAAUCAUCCACCCUUUCGGGAUCAAACAGUCUCUCCCACCGCCAGCGUGCCGUCAGCACUACAGAUGAGAGCUCUCGACGAGCGAAUAUGGAAGCUCGCGCACGGGCUAUCACGGAGCAGAGAGAACAGCGACAGCGAGAAAAGUCCCCAGCACCCACGAAUCGACAUAGGCGAGAUAAGAGCACGGAUGGGAGCAUCGGUCGGUUUCCCGUCGUAGCGAGUCCCAGGCCUGAUGGGAGUCAUGGGCGAAGCGUGAGUAGUGUGGGCUUGCCGUCUGCCACGAAACGAGGGAGUCUCGAAGUUCCUGGAAGCAACGAGUCCUCGCCCAUCCAGGCACGGAAUCAGAGUGCCGUAGAGAGGAACGCAACUACCCCACCAACGGCAAGAAACCCUGAGGGUGCAUCCUCAAGCUCAGUCACCACCAACGGCCAAAGCCACGGGCAAGAUCAUAUGCUCUCUUCACCAGAUUCGAUAACAAGUGCGAGCCUGAACCUACCUGGUACAUUUAGUGGAGGAGGGCCGGGCCCGCACAUUCCUCCACCACUAGACGAUGACGAUCAUGAUCAGGAAUCCGAUACUUCCCCUGUUCCUGUAUCUACAGCUUCGAAUGCAGGAUCCCGGCCAGGAUCACUAAAAAGAGUUGCAGCCACGAGCGACCGCAAGCCGGUUGGUGUGUCAAGGUCUGCCGUUUCAGGGAGUCUGAGCCGACGACUUGCCAACUCCGGUGUUAAUAGUGGCGGCCUGAGUGAGGACGCAACUUCGAAUCACCCUACGGCAAGUGGUCAGGCCCACGGCGUCCAGUUGGUUGAUAGGGCUAUGGAUGACUUCUCCUAAUCGAAAUUAUAAUAACGAGACAGCCACGUAUCGUAUGAUGGGAUUGGGGCUUUGAGAAUGUAUACUUGGAAUUUGUCCAGGACGGUCAGUUCAAUGUAACGAGCACGAAGACAUUUUGUGGAUCAGCUACUGCAGCAGGGCGCUGGAUGACUUUCAGCCCACCAUACCGUGGCAGCAAGGCGGGACCCUGUAUCACGAAUAUUCCUUCGAGAGAUCAGAGAAGGAUGAAAGGAGAAACGUUUCUUCAUCAUGAUGGCAACAGUGGGAGCAUGGACGGUGGGGGACACAUUGUAGCGAGGACUCCAUAUUGAGCGAAUGCUACAAAAAUCAGCUUCAUCCCACGUACUCACGAUUACCAUCUCCUCCACAUCAAAGCGUCAGCGUCGAUCCAGCAAGCACUAAGCGUUGCAAUUGUAGCCGUAGUUCUUCU